This is a messenger RNA of Vicia villosa (hairy vetch), 2247 nucleotides long. Its product is annotated as F-box/kelch-repeat protein At5g42350-like. Gene Ontology annotation, molecular function: protein binding. Lineage: Eukaryota; Viridiplantae; Streptophyta; Magnoliopsida; Fabales; Fabaceae. Gene Ontology annotation, cellular component: SCF ubiquitin ligase complex. The record is from RefSeq and is a predicted model, not a curated record. Bases 224 to 1993 code for a protein of 589 amino acids. The transcript has 2 exons.
UUUUCCUUUCUCCUUUUCUUCCUUUUUCUACUCUCAGGUUUUCCGUUACACACUCGAUUCCUUCAACCACUAUUUUUACUUUAGAAUCGCUUUUUUUCUUUCCGCUUUUCUUCAUAAUCGCGUUUCUGCUGUUUCUAGAAGGCCAGUGUUCGAUUCUGGAUGCAUAUUGUAAGAUAGAGAUGGAUCAUGUAAAUUUUGCUGUGAAAAAUUAGUGAGGAUAAUAAUGUUUUCUGAAAGAUUGGGGGUAGAAGAAUCUCGUUUACAAGAAGAUUUUCACGGUUUGAGUGUGUCAAAGCGUCUUGUGAGGAGUGUUAGCCAGAAAUUGAGGAAGAAGAAUAAUAAUAACAGAAGUUUAGGGGAAGAUGAAGAUGAUAAUGAUGAUGAUGAUGUUAAUGGUGUUUCUUUGAAAUGUUUGUCGCUAUAUGGUCGGGGUGGGGGUUGUAAGGUUGGUGCUGAUACUAGUGAUGAAUUAGGGGAUUCGAGUGCGAGAAGGAGAUCUAGUUCGAGUGAAGAAGGGAAGGGGUAUAAACCGGUUUGUGCUUACCAGGAUACUGCUGUUGUAGAUUGUUUCUCGUAUGGGGUGAGGGAUAGGUUUUGGAGGAGGCAUCAUAGAAAGAAUUCUGAAUUUGAUGAGGUGGUGACGAAUAGUAAUAAAAUGCAUGUUUUUCUUCCGGAUGAUAUUCUUGAAAUGUGUUUGAUGAGGCUUCCGUUGAGAAGUUUGAUGAAUGCUAGACUUGUUUGCAAAAAAUGGAGGUCGUUGACUACUACACCGAGAUUCCUUCAAAUGAGAAGGGAAGGUUUGUAUCAAAGUCCAUGGUUGUUUAUGUUUGGUUCUGUUAAAGAUGGAUUUUGUUCGGGGGAGAUACACGCGUUGGAUGUGUCUCAGAACCAAUGGCAUAGGAUUGAUGCUGGUUUUCUCAGAGGAAGGUUCUUAUUCUCUGUUGCUAGUGUACAAGAUGAUAUCUUCAUUGUUGGAGGAUGUUCUAGCUUAACUAACUUUGGGAAAGUGGAUAGGAGUUCAUUCAAGACGCACCGAGGGGUGCUUUCGUUUAGCCCCUUGACGAAAUCUUGGCGUAAAAUGCCGUCUAUGAAAUAUGCUAGAUCAAUUCCCAUACUUGGAGUCUUUGAGGUCAGUUUGGAUUUUUCAAGUUCUCAAAGUCAUCAAAGUCGGCAAGACAAACGUUUUCCAAGAUCAAGGAUUGGUGGGGUUUCAGACGUCUAUGAGGAUCCUCAUAAGCUUUCUAUGAGACGUCAUUGCAGAUCUACCUUUAACGAGACUGAAGCUUCAUCUUUGCAUAGUAGAAAGACACACAAGUUCCUGAGACAAAUAAGCGACCUUUCAAGCUCAAAGAGUAGUAGAAGAUUUUUGUUGAUAGCUGUAGGGGGUCUGGGAUCUUGGGAUGAACCCCUGGACUCUGGAGAAAUAUAUGAUUCUGCAUCCAAUAAAUGGACUGAAAUCCCAAGAUUGCCUUUUGAUUUUGGGGUUGCUUGUUCCGGAGUUGUAUGUGGCAAGAUGUUUUAUGUUUAUUCUGAAACGGACAAGCUUGCAGCAUAUGACAUAGAACGAGGUUUCUGGAUUGCAAUUCAAGCCACUCCGUUCCCACCUCGUGUCCAUGAGUACUACCCCAAACUUGUAUCUUCAAAUGGCCAUCUAUUCAUGCUUUCCGUCUCUUGGUGUGAAGGUGAUGGUCAAAUUGGGCGGCGAAACAAGGCUGUAAGAAAACUAUGGGAGUUAGAUCUCACGUAUCUUGCCUGGACUGAAGUCUCAGUGCAUCCUGAUGCCCCGAUGGACUGGAAUGCUGUAUUUGUGGCAGACAAAAACUUGAUUUUUGGAGUAGAAAUGUUCAAAAUUUUCGGCCAGGUGUUGGAUUUUUUCACCGUAUGUGAUGUGUCUGAUUUGACAAACUGGAACCAUAUUUCAAGGAAUCAUGUCACUCAUGAGCUCGAUGGUUCAUCGUGCGUGACCAAAUCUGUGGCAGUGCUGCACCUUUGAACUUCUAUGUGCAGGUAUGCCGUUCAAGAGAAUAUCAAAUAUUCAAUGUACGAUAUUUUGAGAUGCAACAUGACUGGUAAGCCCUGCUUUGUAUUUGCUGCAUAUAAUUGUAUAAGGGCUAGUCUUCUAAACUCUUGCAGUUGUAUUUUUCUGUGUACUGUUUAAUUAUUCAUUUUACAUCAAUCAUAAAGUUCAAUGUCAUCCUGACUUUGUACUUGUAUUUUUCAUGCUAUCUAGCCAUCGAGUUUCUGGAA